AUGGAAGACAAAUAUAUCUCAGGCUCUAAACUUUAUGGAUGUUAUUAUACAAGUGUGACUAAUGCCAAUGAUAUAUGGAAAAGUGAUAGCGUUUUAACAUUUUUUCUUCCGAAUUUCGCAGCUCAAAUUGCUUUCAUGUUGUUAGCUAAUCGUUGUUUAUACUACCUCUUUCGACCCUUCAAUCAACCUCGAUUUGUUGUUGAGAUUCUGGUAGGUUUCAUGUUAAGUCCAGAAAUAUUUGGGGAAACACUGUUUUUCCAACUUUUGGCUCCUGUAAAGUUAGUGGUAAUAAAUGAAACCAUAUCUUACGUGGGACUUGUUUACUAUGUUUUCCUUGCUGGAUUAGACAUGAACUUGGAAACAAUCACGAGGGCGAGAAAGAAAGCUACAACAAUUGCUAUUGCAGCUACUGUAAUUCCAAUGAUAAUGGGAGGUGCAAUGUAUACUUUACUUCAAAGCAUGUACAAAGGACCUCCUGUGUAUUUAUCGCAUUACAACACGUAUAAAGCUUAUAUGUUUUGGACAUUAAUCUAUAGUGUCACAGGUUAUCCUAUUGUUACUCAAAUCCUUGCAGAUUUGAAGCUUCUCUAUACAGGUCUUGGUAGAGUUGCUUUAACAGUAGCAAUGAUUAUUGAUUUCUUCAAUUGGGUUAUGUUUGCUUUGUUGAUUCCGUUCGCACUUAAUGAAAAGGUUGCUGUGUACUCGAUGAUAAGUACGGUAUCGUUUGUCCUUAUUUGUUUCAUUGGGAUUCGGCCUCAUCUCGUUCAGUUAGUCGUCCGAAAAACAAAUCAGAAUGAAUGGGAAAAUUGUCAGCUGUUUUAUGUUGUGAUGGGAGCUUAUCUUUUUGCAUUUAUUACUGACUUUCUCGGGACACACCCUGUUGUUGGUGCAUUAGUAUACGGAAUAAUGUUGCCGCGCGGUAAAUUUUCCAAUCUGUUGAUAGAGAAGACAGAGGAUUUUGCUUCUGUUUAUCUUGCUCCACUCUUCUUUGCUAGCUGUGGUGUGAGACUUCGAAUAUCUAGCGUCAUCCAAAGUCAAGGUUUGUCGCUUGUGGUGAUAGUUUUGGUUCUGUCAUGUAUCCCUAAGGUUCUGAGCACUGUCAUAGUAACUCAGUUAUUUGGUAUGCCUGUUCAUGAUGGUGUGGCUAUUGGAUUGCUUAUGAACACCAAAGAAAUCUUACCUCUAAUAAUGCUCAUUGUUGCUUGGGACAAAGAGAUAUUGAGUGUGGAGUCCUACACGAUUAUAAUGUUGUCUGUUCUUCUAAUGACGCUAUUGGUACCUAUUAUAAUCAAUGGUGUAUACAAACCAAGACGGCUAUACAAGCAAAACAAGCUAAGAACAGUACAGAAUCUAAAGGUUGAAGCAGAAGUAAAAAUUUUAGCUUGUGUCCACAAUCCUCGUCAAGCCAUGGGAAUGAUCAACAUUCUCGAAGCUUCCAACGCCAUAAAACUAUCUCGGUUACGCAUAUUUGCACUUCAUCUAGUUGAAAUAACGGGAAACACAGCAUCCCUUUUAGCAGCACAUAUCAAUCCACAAAGUGGGUCACAAGCCCUCACAGAAUCAGAACAAGACUUAGAAAACAUAACUUUCGCUUUCAAAGACUAUGCUGAACAAAAUGAAAAUGUCAGUGUUGAUACAUUUGCUGCAGUUUCAACCUACUCAACCAUUCAUGAAGACAUACACAUCGUAGCACGAGAAAAACAGGCAACGUUGAUUCUCCUUCCUUUUCACAAACAAUCAAACAUAGAAGGUAUUCUAGAAACAAUGAACCAAGCGUUUAAAGAUAUAAACCAAAAUGUGAUGAGAGAUGCACCGUGUUCUGUCGCAAUCUUUGUUGAUCGUGGUCUUGGUUCAUUGUUCAAAGUUAAUUUACGUCUACUUAUGGUUUUCUUCGGCGGUCCUGAUGAUCGGGAAGCGUUAGCACUAGCAUGGAGGAUGUCAAAGCACGAAGCAAUUCAGUUAUCUGUUGUGAGAGUUACUAUGUUAGGAGAAGCUGCUCAAGUUGAUUCAUCACCACAAGCAGAAUCAAAAGAACUAUUUUCUGCAGUGAUGGAUUGUGAAAAGCAAAAAGAGUUUGAUGAUGAGUAUGUGAAUUCUUUUAGACUUAAAGCAGUGAACAAUAAAGAUUCUAUAAAUUAUUCAGAAAAAGAAGUUCAUUAUGGCGAAGAUAUUCCUCUAGUGAUGGAAGAGUUGGACAAACUUGGAUAUGAUUUGUACAUUCUAGGUCAAGGGAGAGGAAGAAAUUCUUUGAUGUUGUCGGAUUUACUUAAGGGGGCCGAUUGUCCUGAACUUGGUGUUAUAGGGGACAUGGUUGCAUCAAAUAAUUUUGGUUCAUGUUCUUCGUUGCUUGUUGUACAACAAUAUGGUUUUGGAGGGAUGGUUUUUGAGAAUACCACUCAAAAUCCUGAUCAACUGCCUAAAAAUGAUUGUGAAUCUGGGGAUUUUUAUGUGAAGGUAGAACAAUAG
Molecule: messenger RNA, 2466 nt
Organism: Lathyrus sativus (Indian pea)
Lineage: Eukaryota; Viridiplantae; Streptophyta; Magnoliopsida; Fabales; Fabaceae
Source: the annotation of a GenBank genome assembly